Molecule: messenger RNA, 1468 nt
Organism: Scylla paramamosain (green mud crab)
Lineage: Eukaryota; Metazoa; Arthropoda; Malacostraca; Decapoda; Portunidae
Product: fibrocystin-L-like
Exons: 8
Coding region: 443-1453 (336 amino acids)
Source: RefSeq, a predicted model, not a curated record
ACUCGUAAGAGACGAGACAGGUUCCAACACCUACAGGUGGAACCUCAUCACAACUGUGUUCUUCCUGGGGACUUAUGAAGACAGACAGGAAACAGAGAACUUGAAUUGGAGUGGUGCCUUUCAGCUGGACAAUGCACCCAACACUGUACUGACUGGCAAUGUUGUUGCUGGUGCAGAACAGGCUGGCUACAAGACCCUUGGAGAGCUGUGUAAGGACACAACUCGGUGGAUGGGGAAUGAAGUGCACAAUGCAAUUUAUGGAAUCAUGAUGAGAGACGGAGACUGAGAGCUAUGGAAGAAGGGAGGCACGGGGCCACUGACAGACUGCUGCAGACUCAACAACUUCUACAUCUGGAGAAUCUCAGACACAGGCUUCUAUGUCCAGCACUAUGCCAGCUCCCUCAUCACCAAUGUUGUCUCUGUGGACAGUCCCCUGGGAGCAAUGCAGAUCAUCUAUGAGCCAGAUUCACUGAGUCACAAGUUCCACCCCAAGACAGCCAAUGCCAGUCACUCCCUGUUUGUGGGUGUCUCCCCAUCACACACUUGUGAAUACCAGGCAUCCAAGUCCCGGAUAAUGAAGUUCUAUGGAGAUAAAUUUUUUGGCGGAGGCGUCGGCGGAGGAAACACUGGCAUCCUCUUAGCAUCAUUCACCUCUGGAUCUAAUAUGGCACCUCUCAUGACCUUCAGUAACGCUGGCACUUACCCAGCACUCUACGGCUCCACACACUUUGAGGGUCUCACGUUCCACAACUUCCGUGACACCGACUGCGGGCGAGGCACUGCUCUCAUGGUGAACCCUCAGUCAGAGGACGCCAACCACCCGACGUUUGUCAAGUGUCUCUUGUUCCUCAACACACCACAGGAGAACUACAUGUACAUUCCUAGGCCCAACUUGAGCAGCAUUGAUCCGUCAGACUGUGUGGAUACGGACUGUGAUGGACUAAAGAAGGUGGUGGUGACGGAUGUUGAUGGAUCUCUGCUGGGUGAAAAGGAUGCCACAGUAAUCUCUCAGGCUGACUGGGAGUGGGACGGAGAUCCUCGGAGGGGCAUUGGAGAUUACCGCAUUCCUCUUCCAAUCAGACAGAAUCCUGACAGAUCCCAGAUUGAGGCAGCUGACAAGUUUCCGAAUAAAGGCAUUGUCCGUGAUGCUUCCUGUGCUGUGGUUCCAUCGUGGCAGGCAUGGAAGUGCUUCUCGCUGCGUCGCCACCUCAUGAUCAUUGAGAGCAUAGACACAGACACAGAGGUGUGGCGCCUCUCCCCCAUCGCCCUCAUUGCCAACCCUGGCCCCAGUGGGUAUGUGGAUCUCCUCAAUGGACCAAUGGACAGAGGCUGGGGUGCUGGCUACAUGUGUCAGGAGCGAAUCUCAACCUUCUUCUCAGUUGUGGCAACCGGGAUGACAUAUGAGAUGGCCAUGACCAGCACGCCCCCUCAGGUACUGCUAUGGUGCUUGUAGUAGUUGCAGUGGUUG